Molecule: messenger RNA, 4339 nt
Organism: Pangasianodon hypophthalmus (striped catfish)
Lineage: Eukaryota; Metazoa; Chordata; Actinopteri; Siluriformes; Pangasiidae
Gene: jak3
Product: Janus kinase 3 (a protein tyrosine kinase, leukocyte)
Exons: 24
Coding region: 241-3537 (1098 amino acids)
Biological process (GO): peptidyl-tyrosine phosphorylation; cell differentiation; cytokine-mediated signaling pathway
Cellular component (GO): cytosol; membrane; cytoskeleton
Molecular function (GO): non-membrane spanning protein tyrosine kinase activity; ATP binding; cytokine receptor binding
Source: RefSeq, a predicted model, not a curated record
UGUAGACUUUAAAAACAAGACUCCAUGAAGAAGAAACACAGAAAAAUGAAAGCGAAUGGAGAGGACGAGAAACGUCUGUGUGUGUGGUUAUGGUACGGGAAAUCAGUGUGAUGUCACACACUCACACUGCACUCAGGAAGAACUUCAGACAUACACACACAUACACGUACACAAAAUGCGUUUUCAUCGGGCUGAAAAGUGACGAAAAACAUCAUCAUCAUCACAAAAGGAGACGCAGUGAUGGACAUGAGUGAGGAGGAAACGAAGCCGCUGAUGACAUGCGAGCGCUCGGGGAGUCACAAGUCGAGCUGCGACUCCUUCAUGCUCGUGCACUUGUACUACAGCGCGACGUCAAAAAGCGAGAGCACGCUCUCCAUCCCUGCAGGACAUGUGACCGCCGAGAGCAUCUGUGUACUCGCAGCUAAAAACUGCGGGAUACUCCCUGUGUUUCAGAGUUUAUUCGCUCUGGCGUCAGAGGACCUGUCAUUCUGGUAUCCACCAACACACAUGUUUAAGAGUGACGAGAGUGUUACUGUGCACUACAGAGUGCGGUUCUUCUUCUCAGGAUGGUUUGGUCAGGGUUCCAGAGCAACGUAUCGUUACAGUCUGAGCUCUGGGAGGAUCUGCGCUGUGCUGGAUUACAGCGUCAUUGAUUAUCUCUUCGCUCAGUCCCGCAGUGAUUUCGUCUCAGGCAGUGGAGGUGUGUGUCCUCCGGUAAGUGCCAUUCAGGAGUGUUUGGGUUUGGCGGUGCUGGAUCUCUGGAGACAGGCCAAGGAGAAGAACCACAGUGUGAAGGAAGUGUGUAAGACCAUCAGCUACAAGUCGUGUCUGCCUGAGACGCACCGGCAGGAAAUUCAGAGAAUGACCCGGUUAGCGCGCUACCAGAUCCGUAAGAACCUCAAACACUUCCUGAAGAAACUGGGCCGCUGCUCAGCCGGAGAGCGAAGCCUGAAGCUCAAGUACCUGAUGGAGCUGAGCGCCGUGGAACCCAAAUACGGCUCGGAGUGCUUCAUCACUUCCUGCUCCAUGGUGAGAGUCUCCGGAGAGGGAGGGAUCCAGACAUGCUCCUCCAAUAGCCAGGAGUGGCAGACAUUUUGUGACUUCCCACAAAUCACAGAAAUCAACAUGAAGCGUCUUUGCCAAGAGCAGCUUCCUGCUGAGGGACGUGUGGUAACUCUGACCAGACAGGAUGACAGAUGCUUGGAAGUGCAGUUUGAGACGCUGGCUGUGGCUCUGUCCUUCGUGUCGCUCAUCGACAACUACUUCAGACUCACCACGGACUCCAGUCACUAUUUCUGCUCUGAAGUGGCUCCUCCGAGUCUGCUGCAGGACAUCGACAGUCACUGCCACGGCCCCAUCACGUCAGAGUUUGCGGUGCACAAGCUCAAAAAGGCUGGAGCUAAAAAUGGUACAUUCCUUCUUCGACGCAGCCCCAAGGAGUUUGAUAAAUACUUCCUCAUGGUCUGCUUACAGACGCCGCUUGGUAUCGACUAUAAAGACUGUCUGAUCGAGAAGAACGACAAGUUUCACCUGGCAGGAAUCCACAGCUCUUUCGACAGUCUGAGACGACUCACAGACUUCUACAAGGAAAACACGCUUGUACUGUCAGACUUUCCUGUCAAACUGGGCAGGUGCUGUCCACCUCAAGCUAAAGAGCUCUCGAACCUGAUCAUCGUCAGGAACAGCAGUGUGUGUGAGACGCCAAGCUCCCCGACUCAGCACCGACACAGACCCAGUCACAUUCAGUUCCACAUGAUCAAACACGAGGACUUAAUCUGGAAGGAAAGUCUGGGUCAGGGCUCGUUCACACAGAUCUACAGAGGCGGCAAAGUGGACCGGCAGGACGGAGAGACUCACACCACUGACGUUCUGCUCAAAGUUCUGGAUGUAGAACACAAAAACAGCUGGGAGUCUUUCUUCGAAGCAGCCAGCUUCAUGAGCCAGAUUUCCCAUACGCACCUGCUGAUGGUGUACGGAGUCAGUGUCCAUAAAUCGAAAAACAUCAUGGUUCAGGAGUUUGUGAAGUACGGAGCUCUGGAUCUUUACCUGAAGAGAUCGAGUGUUUCACUCAGCUGGAAACUGGACGUGGCCAAGCAGCUCGCCUGCACACUCAACUUCCUGGAGGAGAAAAACAUUGUUCAUGGGAACAUCUGUGCAAAAAACCUGCUUCUGGCACGAGGGGGAGAUCCGAACUCCGAAAACUCCGAAAACUCGCCUUUCAUUAAACUCAGUGAUCCAGGCAUCAGUAUGGCCAUGCUGGGCAAAGAAGUGGUUUUAGACAGGAUCCCGUGGGUGGCCCCAGAGGUGUUGGAGAAGCUGGAGUUGGGGCAGCAGUGUGAUAAGUGGAGCUUUGGCACGACAUUGUGGGAGAUUUUUAAUGGAGGAGAAAUUCCCCUGCAGCGCCUCGACCCCAAACAGAAGCAGCGGUUUUAUGAUCAGCGCUCGCAGCUGCCGUGUUUGGAGUGGGCUGAACUGGCUGAUCUCAUCUCUCAGUGUAUGCAGUAUCAGGCUGAGCUGAGACCGUCCUCUCGCAGCAUCAUACGCCACCUAAAUGGCCUCAUCACUCCCGAUUACGAGGUUCUGCACGCCAGCGGCUCUGUGCCAGAGAGAGACAGCUUCUGGAGAGCUCUGUGCAAACAACAACAACAGGAAGUGUAUGAGGAGAGGCACCUCAAGUUCAUUUCUUCUCUGGGGAAGGGUAACUUCGGCAGGGUGGAUCUGUGUCGGUACGACCCGCUGGGUGAUAAUACGGGAGAGAUGGUGGCCGUGAAACAGCUGCAGUCCAACAAACAGUCCAACAUGGCCGACUUCCAGAGAGAGAUUCAGACCAUCAGCUCACUGCACUGUGACUACAUCGUCAAAUACAGGGGAAUCUGCUACAGCGCAGGACGGUUGAGUAUGAGGUUGGUGAUGGAGUUCCUGCCCUUCGGCAGUUUGAUCAGCUACAUGGAGAAAAACAAACACAUCAUCACCACACGGAAAAUGCUGCUGUUCACCUCACAGAUCUGUAAGGGAAUGGAGUAUUUGCAGAACCUGCGUUAUGUGCAUCGUGAUCUGGCAGCGAGGAACAUCCUGGUGUCGAGUGACACGCUGGUGAAGAUCGCAGAUUUCGGCCUCACUAAGAUCGUCCCGCUGAAUAAAGAGUAUUAUCGAGUCACACAGUCUGGAGAGAGUCCCAUCUUCUGGUACGCACCAGAGUCCUUAUCAGAGUACAAGUUUUCCCACAAAUCAGACGUGUGGAGUUUUGGCGUUCUUCUACACGAGGUGUUCUCCUGCUGCGAGCAGAGCAGGAACCCUAAGCGGCUGUCACUCCAUCGGAUAGGAGGUGACAUCCAAGGCACCAUGAUGGCUGCUCAUCUCUUCAACAUCCUGAAGGAAAACUGGAGGUUGCCAGCGCCUGCCAUGUGUCCACCAAAAGUGUACAGCAUGAUGAUGCAAUGCUGGGCGUUCAACAGCGAGGACAGACCCACCUUCUCCCACCUACAGGACCUGAUUGAGAGCAGUCUCCAGGAUGAGAGAGAAGGAGCUAAAGGAUGAAAAGCAUACCACAAUGAAUCUUUUGAAUAUAUAAAUUAUGUGGAAUUUUAUGAGUCACAUGCUUGUUGGUCAGCUGCAGAUUAUUACUCACUCGUUACUCCUCUACUAGCGUCUUCUUAGUAAACACACAAAGGACUUCAAAGGGUUUUUACUUUUUGUUUUUAGCUGUUUAAUAACCAGAUGUGUUUCCCACUUAAUUACUAUUCUUCUUCUUCUUCUUCUUCUUCUUAGUAUCAUUAUUACAUAAAUCACUUUAAAUAUAAACGUAAGCAGAAAGGAAUCUAACAGAUAAACGUAGCUAUUAGUCACUUCUCUGAAACUGCCUGCAAACUCGAGGACUGUAAUAUAGAAAGUUAAUUACAGAAGAACAGAGAACAUUUCUAUAAAUAAUUCAGUCAUAAUCUGUAUUUUUAUUAAAGUUAAGACUUUAUGUAAUAAAAAGCUACACUGUUAUUGUGUUAUAUUAUUUUAUAUAUAUAUGUUUUCCAUCAUAUGCAGUUAGUGAUGCUGGGAAAAGACCAUCUGCUCUAACGGUCAGGAAAAUAAUAAUAAGAUCAUUUAUCAUUUAAGAUCUAUAAUGCCUUAGAUUUGUGAUCAAGUUCUAAAGACAAAAAUAGGACACCUAGUUAUUGGUUGUUUUUUUUUUUUUUUUUUUUUUUUUUGCACUUUUUUAUGGCUUUUGUACCUUUUUAUAAUCAUAUCAGUGCUUUUGAAAUAUUUUAUUUCUAUUGAGAAAAUAUGACAUGUCUGUUGUUUUGUUUUCUUUAAGUAUCAGUGGAAAAUAAAAUGGAUUUUUGUUCUC